AUGCGGCAGAAGGUGCAGCGGAGGCUUCAUGUGCAGCACUUGGCCGCCGAAUCGGCAAAAGCUGCGGUGACGCCGGUGGUACCGGUAACUGCUCCCAGUCCCGUGCCGGCCGUCGAGCCCCAGCUAACACGUAUACCUCUCCACUCGUUGUGUACUGCUCAGGUCACGCACGAGGGCCCGCCGCCUCCGGCCCCAAAAUCCCGGCCUGAACAGCCGUGGCGAACACGCCUCAUUCGAGGGGGUCGUCGGCCCGGGCCCCCAGUUCAGACUCACUCGACUCAGCUGAACGUCGGUAGCGGGGGUAAUCACGUUCUCCAGGAGAUGGAAACUGCAGCGGUGGGUCGAUUUCUCGCACGUGAAAGCAGUAUCGCCUCUGCACCUCCUCAGCCGGAGACUGGUAGCUCCCCGGCUCCUGCUUCUUCGGCACAGCGAUCCCACCCCCGGCUGAUGCCGGAUGAUCUGGCUCGGAAACAAGCAGCCAAGAUCCGGAGACCGGCGGUAGUCACAUCGGGACCGGCUCUCCUGACCCAGCAGCGUCGGGACCAGCUGACUUGA
This is a messenger RNA of Peronospora matthiolae, 555 nucleotides long. The record is from the annotation of a GenBank genome assembly. Lineage: Eukaryota; Oomycota; Peronosporomycetes; Peronosporales; Peronosporaceae.